Messenger RNA from Heterostelium album PN500, 279 nucleotides. RefSeq lists its product as uncharacterized. Bases 1 to 279 code for a protein of 92 amino acids. The transcript has 3 exons. Lineage: Eukaryota; Evosea; Eumycetozoa; Acytosteliales; Acytosteliaceae. The record is from RefSeq and is a predicted model, not a curated record.
AUGACUAUUAUUCACGAUGGUUCUAAACUCUUCAACAGUCUGUACGCAUGCGGACAGGAAAUCCUCAUCAACAAAGGAUUCUCCCUCCCGGAUACCUUCACCACCAUAGCCAAGAUCAAAGACCAAAAAGGGCGAGACACUCUCACCUUCUGUAUGCACUGCUUACCAUUCGUAUUCACAGGUCUCCCACCGAUCAAGAUCACCGAGCACCACCUCUUCAAAUUAAAUAGUUUUGUUAUUCAAGACAUAGAAGCUUUAAGAAUCGUUAAAACAAAUUAG